Messenger RNA from Dothidotthia symphoricarpi CBS 119687, 1785 nucleotides. RefSeq names its product phosphate permease. The record is from RefSeq and is a predicted model, not a curated record. Gene Ontology annotation, cellular component: membrane. Gene Ontology annotation, biological process: phosphate ion transmembrane transport. The transcript is spliced from 3 exons. Lineage: Eukaryota; Fungi; Ascomycota; Dothideomycetes; Pleosporales; Dothidotthiaceae. The coding region runs from base 1 to 1785 and encodes 594 amino acids.
AUGCCGAGACUCACGCAGUACAACUAUGUGUUCGGCAUAGGCACUUUCUUUGCCUUGCUCGAUGCGUACAACAACGGUGCCAACGAUGUCGCCAACUCCUGGGCCACGUCGGUCUCGUCCCGCUCCGUCAGCUACCGCCAGGCCAUGGUCCUUGGUACCAUCUUUGAAAUGGUCGGCGCCAUCACGGUCGGUGCCCGUACCGCUGAUACUAUCAAGAACGGCAUCAUUCCCCUGAAUUCCUUCAAGGGCGACGCCGGUGUUCAGAUGUUGGCAUUCACUUGUGCUCUCGCUGGUGCUUCCAUCUGGGUCAUGUGGUGCACCAGGCACUCUGCCCACGUUUCGUCCUCCUACUCGCUCAUCUCGUCCGUCGCUGGUGUCGGUGUCGCUGUUGCUGGCGCCUCAAAGGUCCAUUGGGGAUGGAACAAUGGCAAGGGUCUUGGUGCUAUUUUCGCUGGUCUUGGAAUGGCUCCCGCUGCUUCCGCCUUCUUCGGUGCCACCAUCUUCAUGUUGAUCAAGGUCACUGUGCAUCUGCGCAAGAACCCAAUCCCGUGGGCUAUCUGGACCGCACCGUUCUUCUUCCUUAUCGCCGGUACCAUCUGCACACUUUCCAUCGUCUACAAGGGGUCGCCUAACCUUGGCCUGAACAAGAAGCCCAAGUCAUUUAUCAUUGGUGUUACACUGGGUACUGGUUUCGCCCUUGCUCUUCUCUCUUUCCUCUUCUUCGUUCCCUACCUCUACGUUCGUGUCGUCAAGCGUGACUCCAGUGUCCGCUGGUACCACGUCUUCAUGGGCCCUCUUCUCUUCCGUCGUCCAGCUCCUACUGGAUCAGAAGCCGCAGUUGUUCCUAACUACGCUGUCGUCCAGCACGACGAUGUGGACGUCAAGGUGAAGAGCGGAUCUCUCAACGGUUCUGACGACGAAAUCACUCCCGUUCACGAGAAGGGUGUCGAUGUCACCGAGACCAGGGAACUCAGUUACAAAGAGCUCGUUGAACAAGGCCAGGAGCGUUUCCACAACAAGCUCCGUGCUAAGAAGGGUCCUCUCGGUUGGGCGAUGCGCUAUCUCCACAACAACAAGAUCAAGAGUGGCGAGGUCUAUGAGAGGCAGAACAUGCUUAUCACACUUAAGCGCAUUCCUGCCAUGAUCGUUGUCGGUGCUUUGUACGGCGUCAACUACGACAUCCACGCCGCGCAGACAGGUAUCCACGGAACUCCCGAGGGCAAGCGUAUGGAGCGUGUGUACGGCCAUGCAAAGAAGUACUCUAACGAGGUCGAACACACAUACUCCUUCGUCCAAGUUAUCACUGCCUGCACUGCUUCUUUCGCUCACGGCGCGAACGACAUCGGUAACGCCGUCGGUCCUUGGGCUGUUAUUUACUCUGCCUGGAACACUGGCAAUGCCUCUGCAUCCAAGCUUCCGGUCCCGGUCUGGCAACUCGCUGUCCUGUCCGGUACUCUUUCCCUUGGUCUCAUCACAUACGGAUACAACAUCAUGAAGGUCAUGGGUAACAAGAUCACCUACCACUCGCCUAGCAGAGGUUGCUCCAUGGAAAUGGGUGCCGCUAUCACCGUCCUCAUCUUCUCGCAGUACUCGCUUCCCGUGUCAACGUCCAUGUGCAUUACAGGUGCUACCGUCGGUGUUGGUCUCUGCAACGGUUCGCUCAAGGCCGUCAACUGGCAGCGAGUCGGCCUCCUCGUCUUCUCCUGGAUCAUGACAAUCCCCAUUGCUGGCACAAUCGGUGGCGUCACUAUGGCUAUUCUGCUCAACGCUCCUCACUUCCGUUAA